AAACAUAUAAAGAUAACACACCGUAUACAUAGUUAGACGGAGUACUAUUUCGUCGUACAAAUAAAUGACACGCAAUAGUGAAGAGCCAAUAAAAAACGAGGCGCAAAUACGUGUUUUUUUAUAAAUUAAGUGGUCAAACACAAAAACAUUUACUAGUUUAUUAUUUGUAACGGGUUGCUAAAUAGUGGUGUGUCUUAGCAGUGAGUGAUAACGUAAAAAUCGAAUGUUUUGAUGUCGCGAGGCAUGACCACGGCAUGACUUCCAUGCCCUGCGUACCUACGGAAGGGCGUGCGGUGCGAAUUACGUUUUACUAUGAAUGAUUUUAUCUCUUUCUAAACUCGAGUGUCUGUGAAUGACCGAGUGUAACAGCGAGCGUACCAAAUUAUGGAUUGAAAUAGUGUUUGUUGUUGAUGUAUUAUGAUUAUUUCGCAAAGAUAAGAUUUUUAACAUUAGUGUUAUCGUGUUAGUGAGGAAUCGGCACGGCUCUACCCACGGAAUAAAUUCUUAUGGUACUACUACGUCGGAUUCGUUACGCCGUUCGAUUUAUCAUAACGAGGUACUAUUUACGCACUAUAUGGUGAUUAUUGUAAGUAUUUUUAGUCGUGGCGCGUGUACGCCUCCGUCGACGGUGUUUUACUAUUCGUCGUUUAUUAGGGUGACUUUCAUCAUUGGUGUAAACAACUUCAAGGUUAUCGGUUGGCAUGUGCCAGAGUCGUUAGGUGCGGGACUGGGAUGCAGGAGUGAUGUCGGCGGCGGGAGGCGGGGGCGCGGGCGCCGUGGUGCGCCAAGGGCACCUGCGGAAGCUGAAGACGAUGAAGAAGAAGUACUUCGUGCUGCGCGCGGAGACGCCCGAGUGCUCCGCGAGGCUGGAGUACUACGAGUCGGAGAAGAAGUUUCGCGCGGGAGCUUCGCCGCGCCGCGUGCUGCCGCUCAAGAGCUGCUACAACAUCAUGCGGCGGCUGGACCUGAAGCAGAAGCACGUCAUAGCGCUGUUCACUAGGGAGGAGCAGUUCUGUAUCGUGGCGGAGAACGAGCAGGAGCUGCACGCGUGGCUCACCGCCAUCCUCAAGCAGCAUCGCACUGACGACGCCAGCGACGAGCUGCUCCAUCCGAUACAGCAUGUGUGGCAAGUAUACGUUCAGAAGAAAGGCUUGGGUGCGACGAAGAACAUCCAAGGCCUGUACAACUUGUGCCUCACGGACAAGACGCUGACCUUGGUGAAGAUCAAGAGUCACAAUAAUGUGAUCAGUGAUCUCGGUAUCCUGGAGAGAGUUGAAUACUCCCUGAAGAAUAUUCGGAGAUGUGGCGAUUCCGAGCGUUUCUUCUACAUGGAGGUUGGCAGGCAGACGACGACCGGCGCGGGAGAGCUGUGGAUGCACACUGACGACUCCAACAUCGCUCAGAGCAUGCACUCCACUAUAUACCAUGCCAUGCGCAACUGCGCUAAAGAGACUGAGAACGAGCGCGACCACAUCGUGCUGCCGAAGCAGGCGGACGCGCUGCCCGCGCGCCGACAGACCUACUCCGACGGACGCGGCCGCGCCGGGCUCAGCGAGGGGCUGUGCGUGGGCGCGUGCAUUAGGCAGUGCGUGUGCGCCAGCAACAGCGCGUCGCUGGACGAGCCGGCCGCGCCGCCGCCGCCCGCCAGCCUGCCCGCCGAAAACCAGAAUAACACACUAACAGAUAAAACAGAGAACACAGUAAGGGUAAUAAAACAUCACCGAACAGAGUCGUUGCCUACUGGAUACCCGCUAUUCCAAGAGCCGCUGAAGAUCUCGCACGGGCGGACGCGCUCGGAGCCCUUGACCGGCGACGAGGUAGACCGCGUGCUCGGGGAGAAGGGCGUGACCCACUCCUCGUGUAAGGCCAUCAAUGGGAUGGACUCCUCGCUGAAGAAGACGCAGUGGUCACGCCGCGCUAGCACGGGGACGCGCUUACAUAAACUGUCGCCGGCUCAUUCUAAGAACGCGGGUACGCUACGGAAUCGCUGUGACAGUAUGCCGUCGCGUGCUUGUUCCUCCUUCGAGGUGGAGAGGCCGCCACAGAGAUAUACGGAACUCGAAGGUUUGGAUGUAUCUCGGGAUGAAGCCGACUCGAUGGUUGAGUGGUACAGGACACCUCGAAUACCAGAAGAGCCGGAUAGCUGUGACAUUUCAAGAGACUUUAUGAGCGCGGUGCUAGGCUCAGGCUCGCUGGCGCACUCGCGCACGUCGUCGCUGGGCGAGGCGGGCUACCUGCCCAUGGCGCCCGGACACGAGCCGCUCGCCGGCCUCGUGUCCGCCUCCAGCGGCUCGCUGUGCAGCGGGACGCCCUCCACCGACCCACGGUUUAGUGAGUACCAGCUGGAGCCGGCCACGUCGCACAUCGCGGCGGAGAGCCGGCCGCCGCGCGCCUACAGCGUGGGGUCGCGGCCCGGGACCGCGCCCGCGCCCGAGCCCCGCCACCGCGCCUACAGCGUGGGCGCCCGCGCGCGCCCCCCGCGCCACCCGCCGCACCACGCCCACCGCGCGCCCACCACCGACCACAUGGAGAUCGACUUCUCCGCCAACUCGCCCGCCAACAGGGUGAUUGCUCGGACCCCUCCGACGGCCUGCUUCGUGGAGCCGAGGCCGAAGACAAAUGUCGACGAAUACGUCGACAUGUCACCGCGAAACGCCGGAUACGUAGAGAUGCGGCCCGGCUCCCCGCUGGCGCGCUCCCCGCCGCUGGCGGCCAUGACUCCGCUAGCCUCGCUGGGCGGGCUGGCGCCGCUCGGGCACCUGGCGCCCAUGAGCGCGCCCGUGCCCGGCCCCGCGGCCACGCCCGAGGGCUACGUGGAGAUGAACUACGGUCGCGCGGCCACGCGGCCCAUCGCCAUCGGCGCGGCGCGGCCCCCGCCGCCGCUGGCCGCGUCCCCGGACGAGCGCCGCCGCACGCCGCACGGCUCGCAGACGCUGUUCGACAUGUCGCUGGACUCGCCCGCCUCGCCGCAGGACGCGGACGCGGCCGACGCGCUGGACGACGAGGCGCCGCACCAGCCGCUGUCCACCGUGAGCGAGGCCAGCGAGGAGCCGGCCGCGCCGCGCGCGCCGCCCGCCGUGUCCGUGUCCCCGCAGUACGUGACGCUGGCGCGGCCCGAGCCCUGCGCGGAGGAGCUCUCCUGCAACCCCACCGCCACCAAGACGAUGGCCAGGGUGGCCGACCCCGUGGACACCAGAGGUCAGUACAGUGUAGGGCCGUGCACGUGCGGAGCGCGGGUCCCGGCGACACGUACUGACGUGUGGUGUUGCGCAGCGGAGGGCGCGGCCGCGCGGGUGCUGGCGGGCGGCGGCGCGGGCGCGGCGCGCUUCAGCGUGGAGGGCGGCGUGCACUACGCGGCGCUGGACCUGGAGCCGCGGCGCGCGGCGGCGGCGCCCGCCAUGCGCGCCUACACGCAGAUCGACUUCCUGCGCAGCGAGAAGCUGCACGCCGCCGACGCCACGUAGUCGCGGACGCGCCCCUGUGCCGGUACACUGUUUUGAACAAAUACUUUACGCACAAGCAUGUUUCAGUAGUCCGGAAGGCUGAUGUGAGAAGAGUAUGGAACUGUCGUUUGCUAAGAGUUUUGUAUUUAUUUGUGUAAUAUUGUAGCAUGACUUAAGGCGCUGUGCCGGCGAGGACGAUGUACGUCAGAUAAAGUGUUGAUGGAUAUGCACCUUCAAACGGCCCUCUCGCCUCCAUAACAAACCGUGCACUUUGAGGUUAACUAGUGCUCCCUUUCUUACUCCUAUUGCUUCACAAAUCUGUAUCAUUUCUUUUUCUUUUUUACAAUUCGGAAGAAUUAAGUUUGCAUUGUGGCAAAAAAAACUGUUAAAAAAAUGGACUUUACCCACUGCAUUACUACACUCCAAACGCUUUUGUGUUAAGUAUGUGAUUCUGAAAAAAGGGUUUUUUUUCCUUUACCUGACAAAUGUACCCGUCGGUCCUCUUCCCUCAAGUUACCUCAAAGCGUGCGUCUAACAAGCUUCCACUGUAUACAAACAAUUGACAUCAGCCUUUAUCUCAAAGAAACGGUUUGAUGGUAUACUGAGCGAUAUCCUUCACACUUAUUUCUUAGGCCGGUCUACACGGCGAAUACUUUACAGUACAUUGCGGAACAUGUACACGUCAAAGUAUGCGUCGCUGGAGGCGCGCCUGAAUCUUGUAUUAGACUCGAUGUCGCUUGCUUCUGUUACUAUAAAAUAGUACACACAUUUUGUUAUUAAUUUUAUUAUUAUUACAUUUUUAUUAUUAUUGUUAUGAGACUUCAGUGAUACGUUUGUCUAGCAAACAUAUAUAAAUAUAUGAUAUGACACUAAGAAAUUAUACUAAGUCUAACUCCAAAAGUUUUCACUAAAUUAAUUAAUACAUUAUCAUGUUACUUUAUUCAUUUGUAAUUAAAUAUUUAUUUCUUUAGAUCUUAGCAUAUUAUAUCUCUCUAGUACAAUCGCGGAAAAUCAUUAAGGUAUAAAGUAUGAAUAUUCGUGCACGGGAAUGUUUCAGCGACAUGUUGACGCGUUGGUUCCGUAGUGGACUUUUAAAAGGUGAUUUUUAUUGUAAUAAUUAUAAUGCCACGGUUGUGAAAGAGGCCUAACAAUAGUUGGUACAAUACACGAUUUAUGUUCCGGUGACAUACUGCCUACUGUGUUCUUAGAAUACUCUGUGCAAUUUUAAACACGAUAUAAAUGUUAUUUCUACACUGUUAUUGUUUGUUAUCUGCUAUUUGUGUUCCGUUCGUGGUUAACACUAGUUGGGAGCUGAAACAGAUUCUAUCGUGAAGUAUCGACGUUAAGUCUCCGGUUCUAUUUAGAUGACGCAUCAUUAGCGCAAGCUCGUGUCAUUAAAGCUGCGCUCAUAAUGUUAUCUGAAUUUUGCCUUAUUAUUAAAACAAAUUCAUAUUCAGAAAUCACAAAUUAUUUAAUUGUUAUAGUACGAUAAAAGAGUAUAUUCGUGUCAAUAUUACAUUAAUAUUUAUAGAGCAAAAUCAAUAAAAAAUAUUUAAUAGAGUAAUCCCGAACGGAACAUGUGUGGCUCGGUAAGUGAUCGCGCGCAACUAUCGCUUACCGAGCUAACAGUCAAGUUAGACAAUGAUAAUGAGGAGUUAUUCGAGCUUGCUGUUCGGGGAAUGUUUCUAAAACAAACUCUUUUAAUUUACUAUUUUCCUCUGCAUCAAAACAAAUCCAAUAACACAAACUAUAGUCUCCGUGACCCGACAACUUGCGGCCGGGCUGCUGGUAAUGCCCUCUAUGUAGUCAGUUACUGUUCCUCUUCGAAGAGCAAGCUCAUAUAACAUCAACGUAAAUUAUGUGUUCAAUACAAAUCUGUUUUUAUCUUAUAACUGCUGUUUAUAUCCGAGAAAUUAUUAUAGGAAUAUUUUUUAAUAAAAAAAGUUGACAUUUUAAACACAUAGGUGGAUAUUAUUAUUUAUUAUUAAUAAUUAUUUUCUACUUGUUCCGAGGCUUCGAUGCGAUGGAUUUUAAACAGACGUUGACAUUGGUUAUUUUGUUGACUAAAGUGUAUUAUUUAUGUUCAAGUUUUAUCUUUGUGUUUUUAUUUUAUCUUUAAUUAGUGUCCGAUCGUUUUGUUCCAAUGGCUUGUGUCAUAGAUAUUGAUAAAUUAAUAAAGUGAAUAUGGUGAACAGUUUUCCUAGUUCACAAGAGUUAGCCAGGAACAAAAAUAAACGGACAUUUUGCAUGUAAACAGAUAUUUGUUAUUAUUUUAAGUGAUUUUUAUUGUUCAUGUGUAUCAUAAUGCAACAUCGCGAAGCUUCGUGUACAAGUGAAGGCAAUGGGCACCGCGGCCGCGUUGUCGAGUAGAUGAAAUUGUAUCGUUAUUAUAAUACUGAUAGUUACAUGCGGACAUAUACAUUAUUAUAUAAUAUACAUAUAAGCGAUUGUUGUACAAUAGUUCAAUUUCCGUUAUGUUUUAAAAAUUAAGUGCAAUUAAAUGUAAUGAAGGUAGUGCGCUGAAAAAAGCUUUGGUCAAAAUAAUCCACUUUUGUAAUGACUCGUAAAAUAAACAUGCAUUUAGUUGGGGGUUUCGAUUUUCAGAAGUGAAUCUAAAUCUGGUAAUACUGGCUGGUGUUACCAGUUUUGAAAAUUAAUUGUUCACAUAUCGACAAGUGAAUAGAAAAAAUACAUUUUUCAAGAAAACUGAGAUGUCAAAUCCCUUUGAAGAAAAUAAUUAUUUCAAAGAGAAACUUUUUUCAGUGCACUUGUACAGCGCCUAUCGCGCGUAAGCGCGUAAACCUAUGACGGAAUAAAGCAGAAUGUUCUACAUUCCGACAUAAACAAUACGACUAGCCUCCUGUGUUCAAAUACCCUCAAACUUGUGAACUAGAAUACAAGUUUCAUUUGCCCGCGCUCGAUUUAUUAAAAAAGUAAUGGGACCUGUAUAAUAAUGCGUGACUGAGUCAACACCAAAUUUUUAUAUUAAAGUAAUGUUAUUUAUUCCCGUGUAAGCGAGGGAAAAGUCUUGUGACGAAUAACGUAAGACUUCUCUCUCUGAUUGUACUGUAAAAUGUAAGCUUUAAACGUAUGCCAGAUUACAGCACAAGUUCGUUUGUAUAGAGUAAUAGUCGUAUGUCGCUUAGGGGUCGAUACUCUUGUACACUGAGGGAGUUUUCUAAAUAGCCAAUUUAUAAAUACGUCCAUGCACUUUUGGUCGACUGAUAACACGAGUAGUUGAAUUUAAAUACGGCCUUCGAAGGUUACGGAACAUAAGGAUUGUAAAGAGAACUCCCGUCGCGCCUGUGACGGCCCAGACGACUGUAGUCCCGAUUCAUCGCUGUUAUCGACGUCAUCACGACUUGACGUGUGUAGUAUAGUACAAUUGGCAAGGCCACUGUUUUACAUUUUUGUAUUUUAAUAUUUUUUUAGGAUGAUUAACUUGCUCUCGACUAGAGAGCUCGUCUGUAGCGCUGGUUGAGGAUCGUAACGAACAUAUCUUAUGUGUUGACUUUAGUAAGUGUUCCAGGUAGCUUGUACUUUAGGCAUAUGAUCAUCUAGGCAGUUAAUUUUAAAUAGUGUUAGUGAUUUAUAAGAAAGUAAAUUUCAAAGUUUCCAGGUACACCCUGUAUUAAUUAAUAUCGGACUUUAAGUCAUAAAAAACCAUUGAAAAACUGAGGAACCCGUUCAAAAAUAUACCCAACCUAACCUAGACUAGAUAAUGUAAUGUCAGUUUUUGUUAUUUAAUAACAGACAUAUCCCCUUAUGAAAGUAAGUUCACAGCGAUACUCAACCAGCUAGUUUAGAUAAGCCAAUUCGCAGAUUGCUAGUGCCACCUCGCAGUUACGUAGUACCAUGUUUAGAUACAUAUUGUAACACUAAUAUAUAUUGUGUAUUAUAUUAUACAUUUACUUUUAUUCCACGUAGAGUAAGAAGUGUUGAGUUUAACGUAGGUGUAAGGAUAGACGGGUACGGACGGACGAUAGAUAGCGUUAUGUAGAAGAUUGGAUAGAAUCUCCUUUUAAAAUAUGCCAACAAUCCUCGACACCACAGAUAAAGCACAAAGAUUUUGGGCGUGUUCGGAAACUGAAAUUAGCGCUGUGAAGUUCAACGAAAAAAAAGUUAAAGUAAAUCCUUUUCUUUGCAGAAAAGUUAUUAUGUAAUAAUUAAUUUCAUCACAUAUGGCAAGGAUUAUAUUUCCUUAGGAUAAAUCUAGAAAAUAUUUCCUAAUGAACAUUGUUGUCAAUUGUACAAGUUGCUAAUGUUAGGUCCGCACGCAUGCCGCCUCUUUGCCGAUACGUAGAAAGGUCACAAAACAGAUGUACAGGAGAAUAUCAAACGCAGCAUAUUCUAAAAGGAGCUUUUGGCUACAUUUGCAUUGGUGAGACUUGUAUUAUGCGACAUCGAAAGCUAGUGUGAAUGCGGCCUUAUUUUAAUAUAUUUAUAAUUAUAAAAAAUAUACAAAAUGAUUUACCAAACUCCGUGUGUUACGUCAUGACAAGUGGAGUUGUUUUUAAGAAAUCUAUACUAGUC
Trichoplusia ni (cabbage looper) is the source of this 7976-nucleotide messenger RNA. It is a transcript of the gene chico, whose product is annotated as insulin receptor substrate 1-B. Lineage: Eukaryota; Metazoa; Arthropoda; Insecta; Lepidoptera; Noctuidae. Gene Ontology annotation, biological process: insulin receptor signaling pathway. Gene Ontology annotation, molecular function: phosphatidylinositol 3-kinase binding; insulin receptor binding. Gene Ontology annotation, cellular component: cytosol; plasma membrane. The transcript is spliced from 11 exons. Bases 744 to 3464 code for a protein of 906 amino acids. The record is from RefSeq and is a predicted model, not a curated record.